Seriola aureovittata is the source of this 6375-nucleotide messenger RNA. RefSeq names its product SLIT-ROBO Rho GTPase activating protein 1a (gene srgap1a). The transcript has 22 exons. Gene Ontology annotation, molecular function: protein binding. Gene Ontology annotation, biological process: negative regulation of cell migration; signal transduction. Bases 713 to 4051 code for a protein of 1112 amino acids. NCBI's taxonomy places the organism in Eukaryota, Metazoa, Chordata, Actinopteri, Carangiformes, Carangidae. The record is from RefSeq and is a predicted model, not a curated record. Gene Ontology annotation, cellular component: cytoplasm.
UGCGGGGCAGAUCCCUCCCUCUCCUUCCUCUUCUCCCUGCCUGGAUCUGGCUGCUGUGUGCUGCAGUCGGCCUGCCCUGUCUGCCUCUGAGCCUGCUGGGAGUUGGUUGGAGAAAACCGUCGAGGGAGAGCGAGCGCGAGGGGGGAAAAUAAGUGUGUGUGUGCUUGUAUGUGUGUGUAUGUGUGUGUGCGGGUCCCAAACUGGAAACCACUACCAGAAAACCAGACACACACAUUCAAUCCGACUUUAAAGCCAUCCGGACGUGUUGCAGGCACUACUUUGUGUAGAGCAGUGAAAGCCCGCCACAGAGACCCAGAAACUUGCGUGAUUGUUUCCCCCCCUCUCUUCUUCUGUGGUAGCAGCAGCAGCGUCAGUGCUGUUGCGCCGCGCCGACUGCUCUGAUAGUUGAGUGGAUUCAUUGGUUGGAGCAGGAUUGCGCAUUGGCCCUGCUGUAUAUCCACCUCGUAUCCACCGGGAAGAGGAACAAUGAAGGACUAAACGCUUUCCUCUUGCUCUAAGUCGAGCUUGUUGCAGAGUUAAAUCCUCUCAAAGUGCCAUUUUGUGUCGCACCUUUUCUUCCUCUCGUGUUCCUUUUUUUUCGUCCUCCUGUGUGGGAUGCGUCGGCUGUUGUAGGAUCCCGCUUGUUGACAAACAGUUUUUUUUUUUAAAACAAGAAGUUUACAACAAGCUUCGGAGGCAAGAAGAUCAGAAAAUGUCCACGCCGAGGUUCAAAAAGGAUAAAGAAAUCAUCGCGGAGUACGAGAGUCAAGUGAAAGAGAUCCGGGCCCAGUUAGUGGAGCAGCAGAAAUGUCUCGACCAGCAGACAGAGAUGAGGGUCCAGCUGCUGCAGGACCUCCAGGACUUCUUCAGGAAGAAGGCAGAGAUUGAGAUGGAAUACUCCAGAAACCUGGAGAAACUGGCCGAACGCUUCAUGGCAAAGACUCGCAGCACCAAGGAUCACCAGCAGUACAAGAAAGACCAGAACCUGCUGUCACCUGUCAACUGCUGGUACCUGCUGCUGAACCAGGUGAGGAGGGAGAGUAAGGACCACGCCACACUGAGUGACAUCUACCUCAACAACGUCAUCAUGAGGUUCAUGCAGAUCAGCGAGGACUCCACACGGCUACUCAAGAAGAGCAAGGAAAUUGCGUUUCAACUCCAGGAAGACUUAAUGAAGGUCCUAAAUGAGCUAUACACAGUGAUGAAGACCUACCACAUGUACCACUCAGAGAGCAUCAGCGCUGAGAGCAAGCUGAAGGAGGCCGAGAAGCAAGAGGAGAAGCAGAUCGGCAGGGGUGAUCCUGUCUUCAGCAUCCGAAUGGAGGACAAGUGCCCGAGGCGAAGCUCCGUGAAGAAGAUUGAGAAGAUGAAAGAAAAGCGUCAAGCCAAGUACUCUGAGAAUAAGCUGAAGUCAAUCAAAGCGCGGAACGAGUACCUGCUGACACUGGAAGCGACAAACUCCUCCGUGUUCAAAUACUACAUCCACGACCUGUCGGACUUAAUUGAUUGCUGUGAUUUGGGAUACCAUGCCAGUCUGAAUCGAGCCCUACGCACCUACCUGUCAGCUGAGUACAACCUCGAGACAUCACGCCACGAGGGUCUUGACAUCAUUGAAAAUGCCGUGGACAGUCUGGAUCCGCGAAGUGACCGGCAGAGGUUCAUGGAGAUGUACCCCACGGCCUUCUGCCCACCGGCAAAAUUUGAGUUCCAGUCUCACAUGGGAGACGAGGUGUGUCAGAUCUCAGUGCAGCCUCCGGUGAAUGGAGAGCUCAUCCUGAGGUUCCAGCAGCUGCAGUCUCGCCUUGCUACUCUGAAGAUCGAAAACGAAGAGAUCAAAAAGACAUCAGAGGCCACCCUGACCACCAUCCAGGACAUGGUGACCAUUGAAGACUAUGACGUGUCCGAGUGUUUCCACCACAGCCGGUCCACCGAGUCGGUCAAGUCCACGGUGUCUGAGACGUACCUCAGCAAACCUAGCAUUGCUAAGAGGAGGGCCAACCAGCAGGAGACAGAGCAGUUCUACUUCAUGAAAUUCCGGGAGUUUCUGGAGGGCAGUAAUCUCAUCUCCAAACUGCAGGCCAAACACGACUUGCUGAAGAGGACACUCGGCGAAGGCCACAGAGCUGACUACAUGACCACAAGACAUCCAAAUGGGCCACUCAAAACCCACACUGGCACCCGGCGGGCUAGACCCCGCUCUGUUUUUAAUGUUAGGUUAUUUAAUGGCAAUUUGGAGUCGUUUAUCAAGGACUCUGGACAAGCUAUCCCCCGUGUGGUCGAAAGCUGUAUUCGCUACAUAAAUUUGUAUGGCCUCCAACAUCAAGGAAUAUUCCGUGUAUCUGGAUCCCAGCUGGAAGUCAAUGACAUCAAGAAUUCGUUUGAGAGAGGAAACGACCCUCUGACAGACGAUGAGAACAAUCAUGACAUCAACUCAGUGGCUGGAGUUCUCAAACUUUACUUCCGUGGUCUGGAGAACCCUCUUUUCCCGAAAGAGAGGUUCAAUGAUCUGCUCUCCUGCAUCAGAAUAGAGAACCUGUAUGACAGAGCACUGUACAUCCGUAAGAUCCUCCUCACCAUUCCCAGAUCAGUCCUCAUCGUCAUGCGCUACCUCUUCGCCUUCCUCAACCAUUUGUCCCAGUACAGCGACGAGAACAUGAUGGACCCAUACAACCUGGCCAUAUGCUUUGGCCCCACGCUCAUGCCCACACCAGACAGCCAGGACCAGGUCUCCUGCCAGGCCCACGUCAACGAGAUCAUCAAGACCAUCAUCAUCCACCAUGAGACUAUCUUCCCUGAUGCCAAAGAACUGGACGGGCCCAUAUAUGAGAAGUGCAUGGCCGGAGGAGACUAUUGCGAGAGCCCCUACAGUGAGCAUGGAGCCCUGGAGGAGGUAGACAACGAGGGAGGGACGGAGACACACACCAGUGAGGACGAGGGCGAGCCCAUUGAAGCCAUUGCCAAGUUUGACUAUGUCGGACGCUCUUCCCGAGAGUUGUCCUUCAAGAAGGGCGCCUCCCUGUUGCUGUAUCAACGAGCAUCUGAAGACUGGUGGGAGGGACGGCACAAUGGCAUUGACGGCCUGGUGCCACACCAGUAUAUCGUGGUCCAAGACAUAGAUGACAACUUCUCAGACACUCUGAGUCAGAAGGCUGACAGCGAGGCCAGCAGCGGCCACGCUGGAGAGGAUAAAUGCUCAGGAAAAGACAUCAGCUCGCCCACUGACACCAGGAUCUCUGAGGCCUACAUCACCAGUAGGCACAAGAAAAGAUCAGACCCACCAUCUCGACGGCCCCCUGCCCGCCCCAGUGAUGUCCACUGCAUGGUGCAUACCUCCCAGCAGGGUCAUGGCGGACAUGGCGGCACCCCAGAGAUGGGCUCCCCUGUUCUAGGCCACUUCAGCCCCCGGGAUAUGCUGCGGAGUCGCAACCACAUGCCCAUGGACAGCCCUGAACGACGGCGUCGAACUGGCCACGGCAGUCUGACUAACAUCAGCCGCCACGAGUCACUGAAGAAGAUGGAGAGCCCCCCAAUCCGCCGCUCCACCUCCUCGGGCCAGUACACGGGCUUUACUGACGCCCACCACCACCACCACCACCACCACCACCAUGGUGGCAAGCCCCUGGAUCCGGAGAGCAUCGCACAGGACAUAGAAGAAACCAUGAACACUGCUCUGAAUGAGCUGCGUGAGCUGGAGCGGCAGAGCUCAGCCAAGCACGCCCCUGACGUGGUGCUGGACACCCUGGAGCAGCGGCAGACCUCCGGCAGCAGUGGUGGAGGUCCCACGCCGGCCAGCUCCAGCGAGUCCCUCAGCCCCAUCCACGGCGUCAUGCUGAGGUCCACUGUCAACACUGAGCCGCCCAUCCGCCGAAGCACCAGCUCCUCCAGCGACACUAUGAGCACCUUCAAGCCUGUGGUAGCACCCCGCAUGGGGGUGCAGCUCAAACCCCCUGCCUUGAGGCCCAAACCCAUGGUUCUGCCCAAGUCAAGCCAGGCUUCACAGCCUCCAGCUACAUCUCCUCAGGAUGCUCUGGACAAGUCCUGCACCAUGUAACCUCUGGAACAGGAACCAGAGAUGUAUAACAAAAACUCUCAAUCCAGGGGGCUGCAAAAUGCUAACAUUGUCUAGACUUCACAGAUGUACUGCAAAUAAUAUCUAAGAGUGUGUAACAUACAUUGACCUGGACAGGAAAAGACAUUGUGGUGUUUUGAAGCUGAAAACUAGAUCCUAAAGGGGACUCUGGCUGGAUUAGAGAGACGGGUGUUGGAGUUGCAAUGUAGACAGAUUUGUCAGUCAGACAAAUCUUGUGUCGAUAACGUGCACAGUUGUGUUAAUAAGCUUAGGUUAAUAUUAUAAAACAUACGUCUUUUUUUUAAUUAAAUAUUGAAACAACAAAUCACAAAGGCUUCCCUCGAGGUUUUAGAAAAUGUUUGCUAGUUAGUUUAGUUUACAGACAGUCCUGAACUGUAUAACUUUGAACAAAACAUGGUGCAUGUAGCUCCUCCGUUUACCACUGAACCUGAAACAGAGCUUGAUGAGAAGGACCUCGGAGGGCCCCUGAGGGUGGUGUGAACUGCUUCAAAGGCCUUACUGACUUUGAGAUGUAACUGAUUUCAAAUGUUAAAUAUUAAAAAGGUGCUGUGACUACCUGGACAGAGGUUGGACUGAUAAAACGCUUGGAGAGCCCUUAAUAACAAAUGGUACUCUGUUGAUAAAUUAGUACUGAUUAACUAGUGUGUAAACUGCAACUUUCUUUGGCAAGGCAUACCAUUGUCAGUUGUGUCUCAGAAAUGUACAAAGAUCACCUCUGUGCUGGAUUUGCUCAAAAUUAUUUGAACAAUUUCCACAUUGCCUGGAACGAGAUAUGGAUUAUUGGAUAUUGGAUAAAACCACUACUUCAUUAUAAACUGAACAUUUCGAUGCAUUCUUGAAUUCCUGCAUCAAUUACUCACGAUGAAGGGAUAAAAUAUGCCUAAUAAGUUAUGCCUUUACAUCUGUAUAACCCAUGGGGAGCAGUGUGAAAAGUUCUGAUGACAAAUCAUCUCCUACCUACAGUAUAUACAACACAUAGGGUAUUAUACAGUGUGAAACACAUGCCAUAGCUUCUUUUAUGCCUUGCUUGGCUUUAUCUACCCAAAGACAUGGCUGUAUAAGUGUAAAGCAUGGAUGUUGACCCUCCAUAUAAGAUGUAGGCAUUCUUCAUAUUGACUGAUGUGUAUAGACUCAAGGCAGCGCCCUGUGGGAGUGCUGCCAGUAGCCAUGGACCUAAUGACUGUUAGUGUAAAAGCCUCCUAAUGUGUUCACCCUGCUUCCUUUGCUUUUCUUUGUCAAAGUUUCUGGAAACAGCAGCUUGCUUCCGAGUCCCUCUAGUCUGUUUUAUGUUCAGCUAAGAAUGCCAAUUACGUGUUUUCGUAUUGCUCUCUGACUGACACUGAGGCUUUCUCUGUGGACUUGCUGCAUUAGUGGAAGACAACACUUCAAAUGUCUGACGUGCAACACUGAAACUGCACAUGUGGAACAGGACGAAAUCUCACACAAUCAGCGACGAACAGCUCAUUUGUCAGUCAGCUCAUAUGUUUCCGAGUCAAGUAAUAAUUUCAAAAUGCAAUAGCCCCUUAAAACAGUAUGUGCCAGUUAGUUCCAAAUGUGUGACUGCGCCCCUGUAUGUGUUUAUUUUUUAAGUAUUUGUAGAAAUAACAGAAUUGGGUGCAUGUCCUGGGAAUGUUUGGCUAGCAUAAUAACACUUAGAAGAGAUUUGGUUUGCAAUGAGUUAGCAAUGCUCUCUAGCAGCAGGUUUACACUAUCUUUGAAUUGACAGAUAUUGUGUGUAAUAAUCAAAAGUUAAUUGAUUUCUGAAUUACUAACUUUCAUCAUUUUUAUAAUCUUUGUUGUUAUUGUUGUUGUGUUUCUGGGUAGAAGACGAUGCAGAGAUGCAGGUGUUGCAGCCACAGUAUGAAGCCAGUUGUAUAAAAUGCUUUUGUCACUAUGUAACAUCAUCAACAAUAGGACGGUAGUCAUGCCAUCUGUAGGCUUUAAGCUACUCUGUGGUGUUACGUACAUCUGUAGUAUGUACUUGUGAAAGUGCCUUUGAAAAUGUUUUAGAGGAACUUCAGACAUUCUGUCCUGUUGCAUUUUCAUGUCAGAUGCUGUGUUUUUGAAGAAAUGCAGUGCAGGAAGAAGACACAUGAAUAAGUAAUGAUGCCAUUUUCCAAACAGUUAUAUGACAGAAUUAAUAAUAAAUAAACAGCUUACCCAUUGUGACAUUGCACUUUUAUGUAUAUAACUGUAUAUAUGGCAUGUAACAUCAUAACAUUUAGAGUUCUUUGAGGGCUUAUACCUCCAAGGAUUUCUUUCUAAUAAAGAAAAUAGUUUGUCGA